AUGUCUGUCCUUGAUGAGCGACUGGCAAAAUACCAGCGGGAUCAAUUGACAGUGCAGAGCAAGACCCGGUUUGUGUUGAGUGAGAAUGACAUUACAGAGUUUCAGUCCCUCUUGAAUACUCAAGUCAAUGCCUUGAACCUUCUUCUCACAGCAAUGCAGUGUAAAUCGGUUAUCGAACAGAGUAAUUUCCUGCGGAGGGCUGAGAACCGGAGUGUUUUCAAUCAGGUCAAAGAUUAUACCUCUUCUUUAUUAUGGCUGCGAGAUUCAGAAUCCGAAAUUACCAAGAAGAGCAGCGUCGCUGAGAACCUCGAUCGAAUAGAUGCCAAUUUUUCAUUCGAUCCGGAUUUAUUUAGCUCGAGAGUCUAUCGCUCGGCGGCAAUGUCGACCAUGGAACAGGCCUUGAGGGUGACUGUUACCCAGCAAUGGGUAUACAACGAAAUCGAAGCCUCAGCCGACGACGGGUUCUCCAUAAUGACUGACCAGGAGACUAGAGACUGGCGUCGUAUCGAUGUCGAUAACAAUAAGAAACAUCUCUUUUCUGCUGCCAGUGUGAGCGAAAGCCAGAGACAGAGAGCAAACUCUAUCAAGUCUGACCCAGGUUCCACGAGAUCUUCUAUUAGACCGCAGAAUUGGGUAACCACGACAACUUCCAUUCAGAGACAAAUGGGAAGACAAACUGAGAGGCUUGGUAUACAACAGCUGUCCAAUGUAUGGUUCAGACGUCAGUCACGUAUUCAGUCCGCUAAAGCCCCAUUGCCUCAAGAAACGGCAACUGAAACCUUGCAUUCUAGAGUGUUAUUAGCUGGUUCCUCUAGGAGCGGAAAAAGUACCGCAGUCAAGGCUAUAAACCUCCUCUUAGGUAUUGACAGUGAGCUAGGACAGGUAUCGGAGAAGUUUACCAUCUUGGCCGAAGUCAAUGAGCAAAUAAAGAAUCUCUGGGCGGCUAACAUGACCUUACCGGACGAGCACAACCUGUCCCUAGCUCAAAGUCUCAAGCGCCUCUGGCCUCUCGGCGAACAAGGAGUGAGUUCAGAUGAAAAUCAUUCAGCCAGAGCUCUAUGGGAUGCUUUGAAGGAUUCAGGUCUUCUCGAUAAGGAGACCCUUUCCAGUUUUUCAGACGGUGCUGAAUACUUCUUCGAUUCGACAGAUCGUAUAACAAAUCCCGAAUAUAUACCCAGUUUUCAGGACAGCAUGUGGGUUUAUACCACAUCCACCGGUAUUGCCCUAUCGCGAUAUACCAAUGGUCCGGUAGAGGUAAUAAUCUGCGAUCCUGGCGGUUCGCGUUCGGAAAGGAGAAAGUGGGGCGACAUUUUGGACAAGGCCACAACGAUACUGUAUUUUGUCGAUGCAGGUUCUUACGACCAAGUAUCGCCUGAGGCAGACGAUAUGAACCGUAUAGAGGAGGAUCUUGUUCUGUUUGAAAGCUUGUGCAACGCCCGCUUGACUGCUAAGGCCAAUAUUGUCUUGUUCAUACACAAGAUUGACAAGUUAGAACGAAAAUUAGGUACCAUUCCAUUCGACAGAUCCGUGAUCGAAUGUCCAAUUCCCUUUAGUGGGGAUCCCCAUAGCCUAAAAGAUGUCAUGAUCUAUCUUCGUGAUGCGUUUUUGGCCAUUUCUCUUAAGACACAUAGGAAUGUUCCUGUGAAGUUCACCAGCCUACGAGAUCCAGAAGAGUUCGGGAGGCUUGUGCUCUCAUACGCCCUGCCAAGGAAGAAGUCGUGA
Molecule: messenger RNA, 1722 nt
Organism: Talaromyces proteolyticus
Lineage: Eukaryota; Fungi; Ascomycota; Eurotiomycetes; Eurotiales; Trichocomaceae
Product: G-protein alpha subunit-domain-containing protein
Exons: 3
Coding region: 1-1722 (573 amino acids)
Biological process (GO): adenylate cyclase-activating G protein-coupled receptor signaling pathway
Cellular component (GO): heterotrimeric G-protein complex
Molecular function (GO): guanyl nucleotide binding; G protein-coupled receptor binding; GTPase activity
Source: RefSeq, a predicted model, not a curated record